Elgaria multicarinata webbii is the source of this 5131-nucleotide messenger RNA. RefSeq names its product sterile alpha motif domain containing 4B (gene SAMD4B). Gene Ontology annotation, biological process: intracellular signal transduction; nuclear-transcribed mRNA poly(A) tail shortening; negative regulation of translation. The transcript is spliced from 13 exons. Bases 366 to 2432 code for a protein of 688 amino acids. The record is from RefSeq and is a predicted model, not a curated record. Gene Ontology annotation, molecular function: protein binding; translation repressor activity; phosphatidylinositol-4,5-bisphosphate phospholipase C activity. NCBI's taxonomy places the organism in Eukaryota, Metazoa, Chordata, Lepidosauria, Squamata, Anguidae. Gene Ontology annotation, cellular component: P-body.
AGUGUGUGGUGGUGGCUGAAGCUGUGUGUGUGUGAGUGUGUGGUGUGUGUGUGUCCCCCUCCUCUCUCUCGCUCUCUGUGUGGAGGGGCUGGAGCGGGCCGCAGUGACGGGGGAUCUGAGGCUGUCUGAUUAAGAGGAGGAAUCCAAAAGAACCCACCGAGAGUCUGAUCUUUACAACAGCAAAACCUCCCUUUCCAUGCCAUCCUGUUUCUCAGAUAACGGGAAAACUGGUGUUUUGGUUUGUGCCCUUGUGCUAAAUCCCAAGACUUGAAGUUGAAACCAUGUGAGGGGUUCUUCCCCCACCCCCGUGCUUCCCUUGACUCCAUUGUGGGCAAAUUGCUGCUAAGCCCGUGGUGUGAGCCACCAUGAUGUUCCGGGACCAAGUGGGCAUCCUCGCUGGCUGGUUCAAAGGCUGGAAUGAAUGUGAGCAGACAGUGGCCCUGCUGUCCCUCCUAAAGCGUAUCUCUCGCACCCAAGCCCGCUUUCUGCAGCUGUGCCUGGAGCACUCGCUGGCAGACUGCUCCGAAAUCCACAUUCUGGAGUCUGAGGCCAACAGCGCAGCUGUCAUCAGUCAGUGGCAUCAAGAGCCGAAGGACAAAGUCGUCUCCCUGCUUCUAGCCCACCUGCCCCUUCUCCAGCCUGGCAAUGCUGACGCCAAGUCGGAGUACAUGAAGCUCUUGCAGAAGGUGCUGGCUUACUCCAUCGAGAGCAACCUCUUCAUAGAGGAGAGCAGGCAGCUCCUCUCCUAUGCCCUCAUCCACCCAGCUACCACGCUGGACGACCGCAACUCCCUGGCCCUUUGGCUCAACCACCUCGAGGAACGUCUCUCCAGCGGCUACUCCAGCCAAGGCAGGGGGCGACCUGACACGGCCUACCACUCACGCCAAGGCUCGGAUGAAUGGCAAAGUCCAGUAGACACGGGCCUGGGAGACCUGGGACAUGGCUGGCAAGAGAAGCCACCACGGGAAAAUGGACACAUGUCCUUCCACUCUUCUGGCUCGGUGCCAUCAGCUAUCAACAGUAUCGGGAGCAAUGCAAACACAGCUCUCCCCUGCCAAAUCCACCCCAGCCCGCUGAAGCGCUCCAUGUCCCUCAUCCCCACCAGCCAGCAGGUCCCCAGCGAGUGGCUGAGUGUGGAAGAGAUUGGUGCCCGACCAGCCUUCAUCUCCAGCGGAGAACAUGCACCCCUCUCCCCGCAGAGCAGUGUGGCCUCUUCGGGCAGUGAGCAGACGGAGGAGCAGUCUGGCAGUCGCAACACCUUCCAGGAGGACGGCAGCGGCAUGAAAGAUGUUCCCUCUUGGCUGAAGAGCCUUCGCCUCCACAAAUAUGCAGCCCUCUUCUCCCAAAUGACUUAUGAAGAGAUGAUGACCCUCACAGAGCAGCAUCUGGAAUCACAGAACGUAACCAAAGGAGCAAGGCACAAAAUUGCCUUAAGUAUCCAGAAGCUGCGGGAAAGGCAGAGUGUCCUGAAGUCUCUGGAGAAGGACAUCCUGGAAGGCGGGAACUUGUGGAAUGCUCUCCAGGAACUGCAGCAGAUCAUCAUCACACCCAUCAAAGCCUUCCACACCCUGCAGGCCACAGCAGCAUCCAAGGAGGGCCAGCAGCUGGCAGCUGAGCAGCGCGGAGCUCCCAAGCUGGGCCUGGAGAAAAGCAGCAACAGCGCCGAGGGCAAGGAGCCAACCACGGACAACUUUCCCCCGCCAAGUGGCUCACCGUGCGAUGGGGAGUCAGGGGCAGCUCCUAUUGCUGAAGGGGACAUCGCAGGGCAGUUCACCCGGGUGAUGGGCAAAGUCUGUACGCAGUUGCUGGUAUCCCGACCGGAUGAGGAGAACAUUACUAGUUACCUCCAACUGAUAGAGAAGUGCCUGAUGCACGAGGCCUUCACAGAGACGCAGAAGAAGCGGCUCUUGUCUUGGAAGCAGCAGGUGCUGAAGUUGCUCCGGACGUUUCCAAGGAAGGCCAUACUGGACAUGCAAGGCUACCGGCCACAGAAAGGGUGGGCCUUUGGUUCCAACUCUCUCCCCAUAGCUGGAUCUGUGGGGGUGGGGGUGGCACGCAGAGGACAGCGGCAGUUCCAGAUGCCCCCCCGCGCCAUCCCCCCAAGCCGCCUGGGGAUACUGAAUCCUGCAGGGAUUGGCGGAGUCUCCCCUCGGCAUGCUCUUGCCAGCCCAAAUCUGGGGAGCCAAGGACGGCAGAACCUGUGGUUUGCCAAUCCUGGGGGCAGCAACAGCAUGCCUGGCCAGAGCCGCAGUUCAGUGCAGCGGACCCAUUCGCUCCCCGUCCACACAUCCCCUCAGGCCAUCCUUAUGUUCCCACAGGAUUGCCAGCUCCCCGGAACAGAUCUGGAGAUCAACCCAACGCUGGAGUCGUUGUGCCUCAGCAUGACGGAGCAUGCGCUGGGCGAUGGCACCGACAAAACUUCCACCAUUUGAAAGGAGCUGAUCUGCUAGUGGUUCCUGAGAAGCUUAGGGUGGCUGUUUAUUUUUCCCCCCUUUUUUGUUAUAACUCCCUUUUCCCCCAGGGGUGUGUUGCUGUGGGGUAGGUGGGGGGUGAAUCACUUUUUGCCCUUCCCCUUGGAGCCUCUUUCAGCAUUCCCUAGCAGCUGGAGGAAUGGGGGAGAAAAAGCUGUCACUACAAUCUUACCAUCUUAUUGUGUUCUAAUAUUUUUCUACUUUUUAUUAUUAUUAUAACUUCAGCUAUUGGUUUAAUAUUUUGAUGUACAUGGGAGUUGGCGGAGUCUCCCAGAAGUUUAACUUUGCAAAGGCAGAAGGAGGCUGAGUUUGGGCCGUGUUAUUCCCUUUCCUGUUUGUUUUCCCCACCCGUCUCUAAACACACAGACACCCCCCCCAACCACCUUUCCCUUUCCUCAUCCUUUCCUGGAAAUGUAAGGAAGGAAUGAGGAACUCUCACCAAGGGGAUAAGCAGAAGAAGGGCCUGCCCCACCUCAGGAGACUUGGGGCUGACAUCAAAGCGUCCAUCAGCACCAGGACAGAGAGGGAUUGCAGGGUUCGCUGGGCGAGCUGGUUCUGUCUGAGCUAACUCAGCUGCUCACUCUCUGUACCUGGCAUUGGAGGAGAGGCAGGAGGGGAGAGGCGAGGAUGCCAACGCGUUAUUUAAAAUGCCUCUGAUACUUUCUCCUACCGAAAGCAGUUGGCAAGGGCUGGGAUAAGGGGGCCGGGGGCACUGCACGUGUGUGAGUGUCCAGCACUAAAUUUGCAGACUUGUUCCUGAUUCAAUUCUUUUAAAUGACGCAAUCUCCAUGUGCUACCCCUUGGCGGAACUGGACGGGAGAAGCAGAUGGGGAUUGAGGAGAGACCUCCUGGCCACUUCCCCACCCCCCACCCCCAAAGGGAUGAGAAUGGUAUGGCCUGUGUGGGAUUUUUAACUCCUUAAGUUGUUGCCUCCUGGGAAGAGUGGCUUGGGGGUGGGGGUGGGGGUGGGGGUAUCAACCUAGUUUUGUUGAAGCAGUUCACAUGGGUUUGGGGAUCAGUCAGCAGUUUUGGGGUUCAGGAGCAAAGUUCUCUUCUCAGUUGAGGUGUUUUGGGUUCCUGGUACAGGUGCAAGGUUCUUUCCCCCCUGAUAAAUGGCGAAAUGGGGAUCAGCAGACAGGUGUAGGAUAAGCAUUUUGAUGGUGGGUCUUGAAAGCUCAGUCAUGAAUUCUCUGUAGCUCUUUCGGGGUUUGGGGGCACAGUUACCUGUCUUCCUUGAGAUGGGGGUGUUUGGGCAGGCUGGCCAUAGUAAAACCCUGCUUCCCAUUGGAUGAGGGGCUCCCCCAGUUCUGUGGUCAUUUCCUGGUGCUUGUCAGUGACGGGGCUGAGAGGGGCAGCAUCCUCGAGCGCGUGGGCUUUGUGGUGCUAAUGAAUUCGCAGGAGCAAGUUGGUCUAGUGGGUAAGAGGAAUCUAAUGGGUUGGCCCUGGGAGACAAGGUGGACCAAGGAACCAAGACCAUCACCCUUAACAGGGGUGGGUGGGAUCCCUAGGUGUGAAUCCAAAUGGGAUUAGAAGACCUGGGGGGGAAGGGGAGGGGGUACGUCCUUGCUUCUGUGUGCUUGCAUCUACAUGAACACUACAGUUGGUUGAGGGGGUGGGGAGUGUUGGGCCCCCUCUAGAACGCAUGAUUCAUGCAUCUCUUCCCCCCCCCACACACACACACACAACAAGCCUGGAACCGGCAUCUGGAUUAGUGCUCUGCAUCUCCUUCUGGGGUUUGUGUAACUCUCUUGUUGCAGAAAUGGGGAGGAGGAAAUUGCUGCAGCACCACCCUAAAAACGAGGCCGUCCCAGGAAAUGCACGGGGAGUUGUUGUUUUUAGAAACACCCAGGCAAUGCCUUUCUACGCCAGGGCAGUGCAAGCAGGGUGAAACGCCAAAGCGUUUAGAUCCGGCAUCAGUGCUGGUGCCGAGGAUUCUCUGUGGAGUUCAUAGAGGUGGCAAACGGGGGCGUGGAAGCUGGUCAGUUCAGCGUUUUGUGGCAUGGGGGCAGUGGGGGGCGUAGGUGGAGAGGGGCUUUCUGCGUCUCCUGCCUGAUUCUACUGAGCCUGUGUGCGUGUGCGUGUGCGCACGCUUGCUUGUGCAUGUGAGUGCUCUUCCCCAGCCACUGUCUUCACACGAUGGGCAAGCCCCUGCCUCCUCCACUCCAGCUGACCUUGGCAGGUUCUUAGGUGCAGAAGAACUCUCAUCAGCCUCCUCCUUCUCUCCCGCCCUCAAGAACUGUUUUAAAUAUAAAGGCCUUUUCCCAAAGUGUAUACUGAACAGUAGCGUACAAAAAAACGAAAACAAAUCCCCCAACAACCCCAACCCAGAAAAGCAGACCUGAGAGAACUAUUUCUAAAAAGUAGAGAGACAAGGUUCCUGUUUCAGAUAGAAAUGUUAUUUUAGAUACAUUUUAUUAUGAAUAACUUUUGUUAUGACUAUGGCUGGUAACCAUGAAUACGUUAUUUAAAAAAAAAAAACACCACAAAACAUUUUACAAAAAAAAAAAAAAAAAUCCAAAUUCUGACUUUAGAUUGCUUUGUUGGACUCCUUUGCUGCUUUUUUCCCUUCCAGUUUUUGCUUUGUAAAAGGCAUACAGAAUUUAAGUAUUAGCCCUUUUUUUAUUAACCUCUAUGAUAAAGCUGUGCUUAUUUUGUAUUAA